Molecule: messenger RNA, 6528 nt
Organism: Spirometra erinaceieuropaei
Lineage: Eukaryota; Metazoa; Platyhelminthes; Cestoda; Diphyllobothriidea; Diphyllobothriidae
Source: the annotation of a GenBank genome assembly
AUGUCUCACUCCGAUCAACAACUUGAUGCCCCCGCCCAGUCCCUUCAUGCAAUCAAUUUUACUUUGCCUGAAUUCUGGCAACACGCUCCAGAACUUUACUUCAUCCGCAUAGAAUCAGCCUUUUAUUCUGCCAACUUUACCAAGGAGUUAGCAAAAUACCACAAACUCGUGGAGGUCCUCCCCGCUAGUGUCAUCUCUCAAGUUCAGUCCUUGCUAGCUAAUCCUCCUGCAGAUGCUCCCUACUCCGCGUUAAAGGCAGAAAUCCUCCGACUUAAUUCUGUGUCUGACCGACAGAGGUAUCACCAGUUAAUUAAGGAGGAGUCACUGGGCGACCGUAAGCCCUCAGAGCUUCUACGUCGGAUGCGUUGUCUCCUUGGAGACAUGCAAGUUGAUGAUAAAUUUGUCAAGGAGAUGUUCCUGGAGCGCCUGCCCACAGAUGUUCAAACGAUCCUGGCGUCCGGCUCUCAGGAUCUCACAGUGUCACAGUUGGCUGAGAUGGCGGAUCGAAUGAUAGAGGUGCAACGAGUCCAGUCACCUUCCGUUGCCCAGAUCUCAUCCUCAUCGUCAGUGAAUGAGCAUUUACUAAAACAGGUGUCGGCCAUGGCAGAUGAGAUGGCCUCUCUUAAAAUACAGCUCGCCCGCCUAACUUCCAGUCGCUCACGCAGUCGUCGUCGUUCUCGUUCGCGACCUCGGACUGCUGAUACUUGCUGGUACCACACUAAUUUCGGCGUAAAGGCCCGUCGCUGUUCCUCACCUUGCUCUUUUAAGCCAAAACAGGAAAACCAGUCAGCCAGAGAAUAGAUGCGACCGUUUUCUCUGGCUCCUCCGGCUCUGGUCGCACCUUCUAUGUUUGCGACACUGCGACUCGCAGACGUUUUCUGGUGGACACUGGAGCUCAAAUCAGUGUUGUUCCCCCAACUGCAGCUGAUCGUCGUUUCCCUAGUCCUGGUCUUCAUCUUCAAGCUGCUAACUGUUCCCCAAUUCCCACUUUUGGCAGUCUGUCCCUCACCCUGAACAUUGGCCUUCGUCGGUCAUUUACUUGGAUCUUUGUGAUUGCUGAUGUCCCUCAUGCAAUCCUUGGCUCGGACUUCCUUGCCGAGUUCGAUCUCCUUGUUGACUGUCGACGUGCCCGUCUCCUCGACCGCACAACCGGUCUGUUCGUCCGUGGACCAACUCCAUUUACUGUCCCCACCAACUUAUCUGUCCUGGAUACAGAUAUUGCUAGUCCUUUUCGGCAACUGCUGCUUAGUCACCCCAACAUAAUUAACGCUCAGUUUCGCAGUGGUGAAGUUCAACAUGAUGUUGUGCACCAUAUCCGCAUACGUUUUCAGAAAUAUAACGAGCAGAACAUUUUUAGUUUCAGCAAACUAUCAGUAUUUGUAUGGGCGAUCUGUUGGGCAUUCAUGAUCAAAGAAUGGAGUUUAAAAGCGAACAAAGACAGUGGAAAUGGCCUCAAUGUAUAGGGAAAGGCAUGUUCUUACGUUUACGGUAGAAACGUAUUAGUAUUGCUUAGGAAAGUGAAAAAAACCUCAAAGGUGUCAAAUUUUUACUUGACCUCGCCGUGCAAAAAUACAAAGUACACAGAGAUCCCUCGACGGAGUGCAGUAAUAAAACACUUUCUAAAGAGGUAACUUAUUAAGGAAAGUUUUCUUAUUAAUCAAAGGCAUAUUCGUUGCUGCCUUUCGUUGUAAACAGUCAUUUUUCUCGAAAAUGAAGUUUGAUGUUUAAGUGAGUCCUCACAUGUGAUCCAAUCGACCAUAUUCGUGAAAAGGAGCGCCUGAACACUCAUUAAUUCGGUAAAUGCAUUCAAGAACAAUCUUAUUUUAAAGAUCUAAACAGACAGGUAAUUCAGAAUCAGUCUUUAUGGGCGAUCGGGUGAAAAAACUGAAAAUCAUGAAGUAUUCAGUAAUAUUUCGAGGCCGAUCUGAAUUUCAACGUAAUCCAAAACGAAAGAAGAGUAUAAAUUAAUUUUACGGGAGAAAAGUUCUCUCUGUAAACACAAAAUGGUAUGUUUACGAUCACGCCUGUCAGUUCUAUUUAAAUUUAUUAGGCACCGACCGGCCUAAUGGCAUGUCACCUUAUGAAAACGUUUGAUCCUACGACAUCCCCAUCGGCAAAAUCAAGCAAAAUCCAGCUUCUCUUAUUGAACCCCAUCUCAUUUAACUUCAUAUCUUUAAUGAAAUUAUGAAAAACUAAAAAACUGUUUUGGAAUCUACACCCAGAAUGUAGGCAGUUGACAAACCGUCAUAUAUGAAGUCACAUUAUUUAGUAAACGAUAUUUAGAUGUAAACUUCAAUGAAACGCUGUUAUUAGACGUGAUUUUAUGUCUGCUUUCAUAUUUACUGCGCGGUUGGUAUGAGAAUAUAUUGUAUACAUCUAAAAACGAACUUUACUUAAUUAGAGCCGUUUGUGAUGUUUUCGGGAUAUUGCGCUUUUCAAAAUUAAUCGACAUUUCUAAGCAACGCAACACUGCCUUUAAUAGUUCUUUUAUGUUUUUAAUUCUUUUAAACUUGUACCUAAUUAACAUAGACACCUGACUCAUGAAAUGGUGUCGGUUUGCGAGUGAUUGACAAUUAUUCGCAAAUUUCGACACAUUUAAUGAGUUAGGUCACGCACUAUAUAUGUAUGCAGUAGAUGGUCUAUCUCUUGAAAUGACGUGAUUGAAGUUUGCGUUGGUAGUAUGACAUAUAUUCGGUGUUGUUUUGAAGUUUAUUGAAUUGAUUAAAGGGCCGGUAAACUAUUUAGAGAACAAUAUUUCCUUCUGACUUUGCUUUCUGUAAGAAAAAUCGGCCAGUUUUCUCGAAAUCCGACUUUUGUUGAUAUCCAGGUAAUUCCCAACGCUACUGAAAACCACAGGUCAAAAACUCGUAUUUCAUGCAAAUUGGGCUAUACACGAGCAUAAAUAUAAGCAAGAAAUGUUUGAAAAAAAAUAGUUUCUAGGAAAGAAAAAACUGGGUUUUGUGUUUAUUAAAAUCAGGCGAAGAUAGGCAUGAAAAAAUUGCAUUAUUUUCAAGAAAAGACGGACGAAUUCAAUUUUAAAAGUUCUGUUUUGCAAAUGUGUGACGUUUUGUGCCACAAAACUCAGCAGUAAACUUGUUCGAUGGCCGUUUUACCACAUAGAGAGUUGUUAAUCGUAAGCAAAUAUGUACGGAGUACCCACAACAUUUAGGUACUCUUCUGUGUUACGCCGUGAGAGAAAGGUGACCAGACAGUUUCCAUCAGCGGUCGGCUGCAAACAGAUACGGGAUUUAACAACGGAAGGGCCGCUGCAUGAGUCGUCGGCAAGUAUUUCCAUUGGCAGUAAGGUGUCUCUGUGGCGAAUUAUUGACGAUCGAACUGUCCGCCAAAAUAAGUAGAGUGGGCCAAAACGGCCCACAAGCAAGUAAGACGAUAAUUUUAUUCAUCAUAUACUAAACAUUAGUACAUCUGCCGAUGUUGUCUACGAACAUAAUUAGCAAAAGGAUGUAGAAAUUUGAACUUCACCAGCAACAUUUCAUGAACAAACUGUUUUAAUCAAAAACUAAUCAGAGAACGUUUUUUAUUUGCCAAGAAUUUUAAAGUACGCGAGUAGAACAGGGUUAAAAUACGAAGCAGGCGGCAAGGCUUAACAAAUCACUGUCAGCAGGAAAUGCCAACAAACUAUUUUUAUGACGGGGAUGAGAAACUUUCCAAAACGUCAGUAUGAAUACAACUUGGUCCAUGAAAUCGCCUUUUCUUUUUCGUCUUCUUUAGGAGAUGAUAAAACGAUAGGAUAUUUGAACCUCGAAUCUUCAUAAAUUUUUAUAUAGACUUAGGCAUACUAGAAAGAAAUAAGUCCUUCAGGAAACGCAACAGACUUUAUUUUGUAAAUUUUAGAUACUGGUUCCCCAGAUCGUCUUCACAUUUGUAGCAAAUAUGCAAAACAGUUAACACUUAAAAGUGGGCAAAGAAUCCAUACCGUCAUUUUGUUCCUGUCAAUAAGGCAUGGCCUUGGCUGAAAUCUCGCUUUGAUCGCUGACAUUGUUCAACAUUACAAUAGCAAUCACCCUAUUGCUCAUAAACGGAGUGCUGUUACCAGUCUACUUAAUCGAGCAAAAACAAACUGCUCGUCCAACAAGAGUUACCAGAUAGAACUUCAUUACUUGUUCGAACGCUGCCCCAAAAUGGGUGCGCCGGAAAUUUUGCAAAUCGGUGCACGAGACAAGAAAAAUUAAAAGAAAAAAACAAGGACCUAGUUUGUUAAGAUCCAGCACCCAAACAGAAAUUCUGGAGAACACAUGCGUACACUAUAAAGGUGUCUGAACUCCCUCACAGACACCUGAGAAAAAAUCAAAUACAAGUGGCGCACAAACCGACGAUCAAAUAACGCAACCAGUUCGUACACCUCAAGGAAACAGUAAACUUUAUUGUGUAAAUUUUAGAGACUGGUUCCCCAGCUCGUCUUCAGACAACGGGUGUGCAAAAAUAAUGACUUCUUGACUGAGUCUGACAAAGGAUUCUGUGAUUGGUUAAAGUCAUUUUCUCAGGAUUGGUUGGAUCAGUUUGAAUCAGUCUUUACCGAUUUUGUUUGUGGCAUCUAGAUCGAUAUGGCGGUUGAUACAUGUCUCGUCUGAGUGCAUUGCCCCCAGGAAUUCGCGACCCUUCCUUAUUGGGCAGGCGCCAACAAUGCCAGUGUUUUCCUAUGCAAAUUUGUGCCCAGUGUCCAGUGUGUGCAUGGUCAUCUGGGAUAGAUGAUCACGUCUCUUUACCGCCAACUAAUGUUCGUGUAUACGGAUUGAGACAGAUUUACCAGUUUGGCCACAAUAGACGGCAUCACAACUAGAACAUGUGAUUUUGUAGACAAAACCUUUUCUUUCGAGGUAACCAACCCUGUCCUUGGGGUGUACAAGCUGUGUUCCUAAGGUAGUUACCGCCUGAUGUGCUACGUGUAUCUGGUACUUUUUUAACCGUCUUUCCACUAGUUCAGAUAUAUUUCUCACGUAUGGGAGAGUUCGUCAUGCUGUUAGUUUUGGUGCCCGAAUGGCCGUGGCAUUGGAAAUACCUUUUUCCCUUGAGUUGCUGGUGCCUCAUGCAUUGACGUAUAAAGUUAUGCGUGUACCCAUUUUGGGAGAACAGUCUGUAGAAGUAUUUCAUUUCUGCUAGAUAACUUGUUUCAUCAGAGUAGUGGGUUUUGGCUCGAUUCAGAAGGCUUUAGACUGUACUCCGUUUGUGAGAGCCAGGGUGGUUACUCUCAAGGUGUAGGAUGACCUCCGAAUACGCCUCUGUGCGAUAAACUGAUGUCUGAAGUGAUCUAUCGGUUUUUUGACGUACAAGGACAUCCAGGAAUAGGAGUUGUCCAUUAACCUCUGUUUCGAAAAUAAACCUGAUUCCUGGAAAUAUAGAGUUAAUGUUGGUAUGGAGUAGAUUCAACUGGUCUUUCUUGACGAUGACAAAAGUGUCAUCUAAAUAUCGCAGCCAAAGUUUUGGGUUAACUACGGGAAGGGCUAUGCUUUCUAAUUUCUGCAGUACGGCCUCUGCCAGGAAACCGGAUAUAGGUGAACCCAUGGGAGCACCUUUUAAUUUCCGACAGCAUUGUUUGGAGAAGGAAAAAUUUGUCUCCAGGGAGAGAUCAAGGAGUUGAAGUAAAGCCUCUGAAGGCACAUCAGAAUUGGCGAAAUAGGCACUUAGAUAUCUUAUGGUUGGGUGCACCGAUUAGGGAGACAAUCGGUCGCAGCGGAAUAUCAGUUUUAUGAAUUUUGGGAAGACCAUAUGCCUUGGCAAUCGUUGGUACAUCCUUCUUUAAAGACUUGGCAAGAACUCCCAAACAAAAUCUUUAAAGAAAAAUGCAAAGUGACUCAACUAAUCUCGAGGAGAUGACGAAUUGCCAUUAACACGCAUUAGCUCAGACUUCAGUCAAUCACAGAAUCCUUUGCCAGACUCAGUUUAGAAGUUGGAUGUUUUUGCAUUCCAAUAGUCUGAAGACGAACUUGGAGACCAGUCUCGAAAAGUUGCACAAUAAAGUUUACUGGUUCCCAAAAAAUCCAUUCUUCUUAAUAUAUUUAUAUAUGUUUAUAUAUAUAUAUAUAUAUAUAUGCAGUAUGUUAUUACUGACAAACACAAGGGAGACUGGAAUGGCCAUUUCUGGCUUAUUAGCCGUCGUCAGCUAGUCAUACCCAAUCCCGAAGUGUGGAACACCCGAGGCUCGAACUCGCGACCUGUUAGUUAGAAGUCCACGCCUCUAACCACUGGGCCACGAGCCCGUUGCCCUGUCGGUUUUCGAUCGGGAAUAUACAAUGGUAGGGGGCGCUCAUCGAUCGUUUCUACGUAACUCACUCGUUCCGUUGUGCCUUACGGGCUCUCUCUCGAGCCUAACUAGCAGCCGCACAGCGGUGCAUGAUGUAGGCACUAUGGUAUAACCGACAAAGACAAGGGAGACUGGAAUGGCCAUUUCUGGCUUAUAAGCCGUCGUCAGCCAGUCAUACCCAACACCGAAGUGUGGAACACACGAGGCUCGAACUCGCGACCUGUUACUUAGAAGUCUACGGGUUUCCACACGAGUGUUCCACACUU